Molecule: messenger RNA, 1046 nt
Organism: Podarcis raffonei (Aeolian wall lizard)
Lineage: Eukaryota; Metazoa; Chordata; Lepidosauria; Squamata; Lacertidae
Product: olfactory receptor 51G2-like
Exons: 1
Coding region: 22-996 (324 amino acids)
Biological process (GO): G protein-coupled receptor signaling pathway
Cellular component (GO): membrane
Molecular function (GO): G protein-coupled receptor activity; olfactory receptor activity
Source: RefSeq, a predicted model, not a curated record
UGACGCAGCGCCCAAGGCAGGAUGGAACCUCCCGAGCCAGACGCUCCCAACGCCUCCUUCUACCAGCCUUCCGUGCUCCUCCUGACGGGCAUCCCUGGAAUGAGCAGGAGCCACCAUAGACUCGUCUCCAUCCCCUUCUGCUUGCUUUACCUUGUGGCCCUCUUGGGGAACUGCAUCAUCCUGUUCAUCAUUGGCAGAACGACCAGUCUCCAUGAGCCCAUGUAUUACUUCCUCUCCAUGUUGGCCCUCAUGGACCUGGGCCUGGUCCUGUGCACCCUCCCGACCACGCUAGGCAUCUUCUGGUUCGAUGUCAGGGCGAUUGGCUUUGAUGCCUGCCUCACCCAGAUGUAUUUCAUCCAUGUCGUCUCCAUGCUGGAAUCCUCAGUGCUGCUGGCCAUGGCCUUUGACCGCUUUGUGGCCAUCUCACGCCCCCUGAGGUACAAAGCCAUCUUGACCAAGCCAACCAUUGUCAAGAUAGGCCUGGCCAUGUUGCUGAGGGCAGCCGUCUCCCUGCUCCCGAUCCCUUUUCUGCUCAGGAGGCUGACGUACUGCAGCGACAACAGCCUCUCCCACUCCUUUUGCUUGCAUCCUGACAUCAUGAAGCUGGCCUGCAAAGACGUUGACAUCAGCGUCAACGUUCUGUACGGCUUAAUCAUCAUUCUUUCAACAGCUGGCAUAGAUUCGCUCCUCAUUGUGCUGUCUUAUUUCCUGAUCAUCAAGACUGUCAUCAAGGUGGGUCCCAAGGGGAAGUGCCUGAAGGCUUUGAAUACCUGUGUCUCUCACAUCUGUGCGGUCCUCAUUUUUUUCAUCCCCAUGAUUGGCCUAUCCAUCAUCCAUCGAUUUGGCAAUGGUGUGGACCCGCUUGUAAAAGCCAUGGUUGCCUACGUCUACCUGAUCGUGCCCCCCGCUUUGAACCCUAUCAUUUACAGUAUUAAAUCCAAGCAGAUCUGGAAAGCCAUCUGGAAGCUGUUGCUUUGGAAGACGGUCCCUCUUUGAAAUGGAGCGGAGAGGUCAAGCAGUAACUGUUUCAGUUCAGUUCAGCCGUU